AUGGAUAUAAAACUAGCUAAAACCAAUAUUAGAAAACAAGUUGGAGGUAGUCUAUUAACUGCAAUUUUAUCAUUAGGUCGUGCAUUUGCACCAACAUUGGGCAAAACACUUGGAUUGUCAGCAUUGGUAGGUCUUGCUGGUGAAGGGGCCGGUCAAUUGGUUAAAAUGAUCUCUGGUGGAUAAAUUGGUGUUCUUUUUAUUCCAAACAACAAAAUAAAGCAAUUGAUAGAUAACAAACAUUUGUACCCUUCCGUCCCUAAAACGAAAGAAAAUUCAGCGCGCCUCCGAGUUCCUAGCAGUUAACUCCCUAGGGUUAAUACCCAGCGUUUUAAAAGUAGUUUUUUAAACAGGCUAUUUUUCAAGUAUAGAGUAGCUAUUUAAUGUAAUGUGGAUCUUGAAUGCUAAAUUCAAUGCUUUCACGUGGAAGUUGUAAUUCUUUCUGCUAUUUUUAAUGGUUUUGGUUUUAGCAUGUAUUUGUGCUUAAAGAACAAUAAAGACUUUAUUUAUUUAUUUAUCUCAAAAACAAAAAGAAAUGCUGAGAGCAUUACAAUCGGGUGGAAAAGUAAUUGUAAAACCAAGAAAAACAAAGUCAGCAGGCUUUAGGGGGCCAUUACUCGCUAGUAUUGGUGUUUCACUUACUAUUGAGGCCAUUAGAAAAAAAUAGCGGGAAAGGUGCUCCAAGAGUAGGAAUAUCUGACCAUUCAAGAACAAGAAGGUCAUUACCAUCAACUAGCAAAAAAGAUGAUGGUAUUGUAAAUCCAUAUGCACUUAUUCCUCCACCUUUUAUUGGAACAUAGAAAAAUCUAGUUCGUAUAGGAGUAAAAAAAAUUUCAGAAGAAAAAAGGAAAAGGGCUUCUAUUAGGCAAAAGCAGCCCGUUCAAUGGAAUCCCAUUACUAGGCGCAACAUUGUUACACCAAACGUUUUAUAAAAACAAGCUUUAAAGCAAUCCUGAUCGAUUUAAUAAAAUGGUGUAAAUAUUUAAGAAUACCAAUAAAACAUGUAUUAUCAAGAGAUGAAAAAGUCCAUAUAAUCAUAAACAAACAUUAAUCAUAUACAAUUUAGAGCCUUCAUAUAUGUCUGGAUUGAUUUAUUUGCUAUGCCCCCUUUUCAAAUCAAAUUCAAAAUUUAAAUACCACUACUCUGGUUAUUUUUGUUUGUUUGUUUGUUUUUUUUAAUGAGAUGAACAAAGGACAUCAUAUUAUGAUUAAAAGUAUUUGAUAUAAAUGAUGGCAUUAAAAUGAGGAAUUCAUAGGGAAGUAUUUCAAAAAUAUAUAAUCAUAUACAAUGGUUAAAUCAUAUUGUGUAAAAGAAAGAAAAUAAACUGAAUGUGUCGAACCAAGGGACUAUAAAAAAGCCAAAAAUGGUCCAUUAAUGUUUUUCUGCACUUGUGCAUCAUGUGGUAUUACAAAACCCAAAUUCGUAAAAAGCCGGCGAAACCAGUUAGCCCGUGUUAAAGGGCGGGCGUAGCAGAUAAUAUAGCAGUUAGUACAUUGGAUAUGUUUGUUACUCAUGGUGUUCCUGGGAUGGGUAAGAAAGCAGUUGAGAUGGGUCGUUAUGGAGCCAGUGAGUUAAUGAGAAAUGAAAAAUUUUGGAAAAAAGCAAUUGAUUAUACUCUUGAUAAAUUAAACCCUACGAUUCAAAAUGUUGGUAGUCAAGCGUUAGAUCAGUUACCAACAAAAAUAAGACUAAAUAAAAGAUAUAAAACAGAUAGGAAGGAUUUGGAUUGCACAGGGUUUUCCCUUACGCGCAAAUACGCGUCAGAGACGCGUUGUUUAGCCGAAAAAGAAAAAAAAGACGCAAACACCAAAGAGAACCGGUCCUCUAGGACGCACAUGUUCUAGAGCGAUAGUUCACUAAAAAUUAGUUCAGAACUGCGUAGAUCUGCAAAAAAUCUUUUUUGAGAAUGAAAUAUAAAGACUUUUUAAUCUUUUUUUUCUGACUCUUUUUAAAACUAAAAAGAGCCAUACUCACUUUGAAUGGUUCUCAAGCUUACUUUUUUGAUGUUCCGAGAUCGGGGAACCACUUUUGACAUUCCUUGCAGAGGUUUGGGAACUAAUGUUUUAUUGGGAGGCAUUCUGCGACAGAAAGUGAGUUGGAAAAACAUGGCGGAUUCGGAAUCACAGCCCAGUGAGCCCGCUAAGAAAAAGAUGCGUUUUCUGCCUGCUUGGUUGAAAGAAUUUACAUGGUUGCGAUGUCUGUAAGUCAACAGGUAAUAGAAACCCUUUCACAACCGUAGGCUAUAACAAUCUUCAGAAGUUGGCCCUGGAAAGGAGCCAAAAUUCUAAAGAUCACAUUUUGAGUAUCAGUGACCUCAAGCUUAGAAAAGGCUUUCAAGCGACAGUUUCAAAUGCAAAGACGAGCAUCGACAAUCAAACCCUGGAAAUUACAAGGAGGCACAUUGUUCAGCAUAAAAAGUGUAUCUUAUGACUACGAACAACAUGCUGCUGAUAAAUUCCAAUAAUGGAACGUUAGGCUGCGAACGGUUGUAGUGAUGCUUCUGUUUUUUAGAAGAAACCCGAAAAUGGUUCAAAGAUUUCCUGGAAUUUGAAACAAUGCUAACCUUAGGACUCCUACUGUUCCCUCUGGGACCCUCAACCUUUGGUUAAAGGAGUCUUAGGGACUCCGAAAGGAAAAUAUUGAGGUAAAACCCUGAUUGCAAAGGCAUAAUGGAAGGAUUGUUGUAAUAGGGUAUAUUUGGCUCGCCUUGGAUAGUUGAUUACAAAAAAGGUUACAAAUUAUAAACUGAUCCUGAGUUAUUUGCACCUGUAAAUGAAAUGCCUGUAAAAGAUGCUAAAUUAUUUCAAUAUAUACAAAGAUCAAUAUUAUAAAGCAAAGCAAAAGAAAUGGGUUGAGGUGCUGGAAUUGAUAUUCAUUAAAUGA
Molecule: messenger RNA, 2881 nt
Organism: Porites lobata
Lineage: Eukaryota; Metazoa; Cnidaria; Anthozoa; Scleractinia; Poritidae
Source: the annotation of a GenBank genome assembly